UUUGAUAGAGGGGCUGGGUGCGAAGUAUCAUGGAGGAUCAGUAGAACUGUGGCCAUCCAAGAAAACCGGGCUGUGGGUCCAAACUCUGGAGUUUCAGAAAUUUGAUUGGAUUUUUUUUUUUUUUUUACGUUAAACUAGUGUUUUAUAUUUUACUAAUAAUGGAUAUGAAGAAGAGGAUCAGUUUAGAAUUGAGGAAUAGGACACCAGCAGAGGUGGCAGAACUGGUGGUGGAUAACUGCCGCACCAGUGAUGGUGAAGUAGAGGGCCUGACGGAUGACUUUAAGGAGCUGGAAUUCCUCAGCAUGGUCAACGUUGGGCUCACCUCCCUGGCAAAGCUACCCUCGCUGCCCAAACUGCGCAAGUUGGAGCUGAGUGACAACAACAUCUCGGGUCAUUUGGAGACACUUUCAGAGAAAUCCCCCAACCUGACGUAUCUAAACCUGAGUGGCAACAAGAUCAAGGAGCUGAGCAACGUUGAGGCCCUGCAAAAUCUGAAGAACCUGAAGAGCCUGGACCUGUUUAACUGUGAGAUCACCACACUGGAGGAGUACCGUGAGAGCAUCUUCGAGCUGCUGCCUCAGGUCACCUACCUGGACGGCUUCGACCAGGAGGACAACGAGGCCCCUGACUCAGAGGCAGACGACGACGAUGAUGAUGAGGCGGAGGACGGAGCCGGACCGACAGGGGACUAUGAGGAUGAGGAUGAGGAGGGCUCGGAAGGAGGAGAGGUUGGGCUCUCCUACCUAAUGAAGGAAAGGAUCCAGGAUGAAGAGGAUGAUGAUGACUACGCAGAGGAGGAGAAGGAAAAAGAGGAGAAGGCAGGAGUCAAAGGGGAGAAGAGGAAGAGGGAUGUUGAGGAUGAAGGGGAGGAUGAUGAUGAUGAUGAUGAUGACGACGAUGAUGACUAGGCUUGUCUUUCCCCUGCGAACCUCUGGAUCCAGAUCCAAGCUGUAGAACAAUGACAACAAAAAAGUGUGAUCUUGCAGAUUGUUUCUCUUUGUAAACCAUAGAUAUCACUGUAGAGGGUGUUUUUUUUCUUUUUUAUAUAUAUAUAUGAGAUACUAUACGAAAAUGAAAUUUUAUUGACGAUUAAUUUGUUAAUCCUUCAAAGUAAAUGACCACCCCAAAUCUCUUCAAUGUGCAAGGGGUCUAAAAUAAAUGGGUGAGGGGGGUGGAUUUAUCUCAAAUUGCUUGCCAAUGAUAUGAUCAGUUGCAACUAGAGGUGUGUUAUGGACUCAUUUAAGAAGGGCUGUAGCAACAAUGACCAGCCCACCGCUCAACAGGAGUGGCCCAUACUGUCCCUCGUUGACGUCAGUGUUCAACAAACCUCCAGUGGCGUUCCAAGACCCAUGACAGGCCAUGCAGCCCAGAGUCCAGUCCAGCCCAUAGAGAUAGAUAGAGGACAGCAUGAGCAGCGCCAUUGAGGCAGUCUCCAUUUUGAAGUAGUCCAUUUUCUUCUUCACGAUUGGCUGAUCCCGCCUGAUGACCCAGUUAGACAUUACUCCAACAGGGUCACCAGGAGGGAUCAGCCAAUGAAGUUGGAAGUUCCACCCAGUUGACUAAAUUUAAAUGUUGCAAGCCCUCAAUGGCUCUGCCCAUGCUAAUAUGGCCUAUUGGCCACUAGAGGCCUCUUAUCUAUGGUCCAGCCAAGUCUCAUCUACCUCUCUGGGCCACUGUGAGGAAAGAAUGCCCCCUACAGGACAGCACUCUACACAGCACCACGCUCAUUACUCAGGUGGCCAGGGAUACCAGGCUAGAAAAGAGGCACCAGGAAGUUCAGGAACCUCUACUGUCAUCGUUGUCUGCCACAAGCGGUCUCCUCUUUCCCCUCAAUGCAUUUUGUACCAGAUAGUUUCCACCCAUCAAUGAAAGUCCUGUCUCCCGUAAGAUAGCAUAGCAAAGACUGUUACAUCCCUCACAUAGUAUGUGACUUGUUUUAGGAAUUUUUUUAAAUAGUGUGAGAUGCGGAGUUCAAAAAAAAGUAGUCUAGCAGUUUCAAUACCAGCGUUAGUCCUGGGGAGUCGCACUGCCAACUGAUGUGCAAACCGAUCCCAAAACAUUUGUGAGGGCCAUAGAGAUGUUGCUUUCUAGGACCAGUGGUUUGGCCUUAACCUUAUCCAUCCAUAACAGAUGGUUCAACAGGCCAUAUCUGUUUUUAGCUUGAAAUACUGUAACCGGCUAUUAAUGCUGUUGUUGCGGUAAAAGUGACAGAGUGGCAUGGCCGUAAUGUUUUCAUUGUAAAGUUAAGGUCAAACUGCUUUGUUGUAGGAAUUAAUCGCAUCCCGAAGUACAUUCUUACCUUUGUCUUGCUGUUGAUGCAAGUUAGUUUAUAAUUGUACUGGUAUUUUACAUAGCAGGAACUUUAAUCUAUUAUUUGUAAGGCAAUAUGUAAAUAGUUUCAGUUCCAACCGUUUGGUGUUUCAUGUGUUUGUUUUUUUAAAUAAAAGUUUUUGUCAUUUUGUUUUAAUAUAAAGCACAGGUCAAGGGGCCAAAGUCUGACCCAACACACUCAAUAUAGAUUAUUUUCCAUCCUUGGCUGUUGUGACAAGUUGUGUGUUUGGUUUUUUGUGUGCUGUAAACCUCUUAAAAGAGGGGUUUUGAAUUUAAAAAAUAUUUAAAUGA
Messenger RNA from Coregonus clupeaformis (lake whitefish), 2622 nucleotides. RefSeq names its product acidic leucine-rich nuclear phosphoprotein 32 family member E-like. Lineage: Eukaryota; Metazoa; Chordata; Actinopteri; Salmoniformes; Salmonidae. Gene Ontology annotation, cellular component: nucleus. Gene Ontology annotation, molecular function: phosphatase inhibitor activity; histone binding. The coding region runs from base 159 to 908 and encodes 249 amino acids. The transcript is spliced from 7 exons. The record is from RefSeq and is a predicted model, not a curated record. Gene Ontology annotation, biological process: regulation of apoptotic process.